Messenger RNA from Cornus florida, 1394 nucleotides. Its product is annotated as putative late blight resistance protein homolog R1B-16. Lineage: Eukaryota; Viridiplantae; Streptophyta; Magnoliopsida; Cornales; Cornaceae. The transcript has a single exon. Gene Ontology annotation, biological process: protein folding. The record is from RefSeq and is a predicted model, not a curated record. The coding region runs from base 9 to 1295 and encodes 428 amino acids. Gene Ontology annotation, molecular function: alpha-tubulin binding.
GUUACUUGAUGGAUUUAAUUGAUCGAAGUUUGGUCUUGGUUGUCAGACGAAAGUCUACAGAUGGAAUCAAAGCAUGUCGUGUCCAUGAUAUGUUGCAUGAUUUAUGCUUAAAAAAAGCAGAGGAAGAGAAUUUUCUGCAACAAAUUUGCUGGUAUGAAGAAGUUUCGUCUUCUGGUUUCACGGCAGAUAAGCAACUUUUCCUACCUAUUGCAGCAAAGCAACGCCGCUUGUGUGUCCGUUCUCGCAUUUUUGGUGGCAUUUCUUCAGAGUUUUCUGCUCAGCACAUCCGCUCUUUCUUGUACUUUGGCUCUGAAAAGAAUCCAAUACCUCCUAAGGAUAUGUCAUUCAUUGAAAAAGGCUUCAAUCUUCUUAGAGUUAUGGAUUUAUUGAGUAUCAGUAUCUCCCAUUUUCCCUAUUCAAUUGCUCAGCUAGCUCUCCUGACAUACUUAGCGAUUAAAGGGAAGAAAUUUCAUCUGCCGGAUAAUAUAUCCGAAUUUCAGUACCUAGAAACUCUUAUUGUGUCAGGGGAAUUGUAUUACUUGCCCACUAGUGUUUGGGAGAUGGUAAAGUUGAGGCAUUUAUGUAUUGGAGGGGAAAAUGUUAUUCCAUAUUCAUCAAGAGUAUAUUCUCUCGAUGGCCUACAAACCAUCUCACAGGUAUGUGCUUCUAAAGGAUGCCAGAAUGUCUUAACAAGGACUCCAAAUCUUCGGAAGCUGGUGCUCUGUGGAAGUUUUGAAUCAAAGGACCAUGGUCUUUGGUUUCCUGACCUAGAGUUCCUAAACCACCUUAAAGUAUUGAAGUUGUUCAAUCGGUUCAUUCCUGAUGACCACACGUACAAUCUCCAAGGAGUUAAGUUUCCCCCAAAUCUUAAAGAGCUUACUUUAUCAAAAACUCAUUUAGCAUGGGAGGAAAUGUCAAUCAUUGGGUCAUUACCCAACCUUGAGUCUCUCAAAUUAGAAUUCCAUGCCUGUGUCGGACCACUGUGGGAAACAAGUGAUGGAGGGUUUUGUCGGCUCAAAUUCUUGAGGUUUUACUACAUGAAUAUUGAGCAAUGGAAUGCCUCCAGCAAUCAUUUUCCCGUCCUUGAGCAUUUAGUUUUGCACAGAUGUCGUAAACUCGAGAAGAUCCCAUCUGAUUUAGGAAAUAUAGACACACUACAGAUGAUUGAGGUAAGCUGUUGUAGCGACUCCGUGAUAUAUUCUGCCAAGCAAAUUCAGGAAUACCAACUGGACAUAGCAAAUGAAAUCCUGAAGAUCCAUAUAGUCAGUCCCCCGGGUUGGGAGCUCACACUAUAAGCUUUGAUGAGUGCUGGCAUAGCAUUUUAGUAAGUAGAACUCAUCCAAUGAUGCUCAUUUAUGUUUUUCUUUUAUCUAUUUAACAGUUGAAAUGUUAUA